Molecule: messenger RNA, 2259 nt
Organism: Penicillium brevicompactum
Lineage: Eukaryota; Fungi; Ascomycota; Eurotiomycetes; Eurotiales; Aspergillaceae
Product: glycoside hydrolase family 55 protein
Exons: 1
Coding region: 1-2259 (752 amino acids)
Molecular function (GO): polygalacturonase activity
Source: RefSeq, a predicted model, not a curated record
AUGUAUAGCGACACUCGAGACACUUGCACUGGACCUACCUCUUCCUCUCCCAGCUCCUACUGGAUGCUAGACCAGGAUCACACCGGCUGGCCACGAGGAUAUGCCCCACAUGUCUCAAACGCCAAUUACCCUGUCUGGCGCAACGUAAAAGACUAUUCUGCCGUAGCAGAUGGCUCUGGUGACCAAACAAGUAGCAUUCAGAAUGCCAUCAAUGAUGACGGAUCGAAUGGCAGUCGUGAGAGCAAGGGUGUGACUAGGUACCCUGCUGAAGUCUUCCUUCCCGGAGGCACCUACCAGUUGGGUAGCACUUUGAACCUGCGUGUCGGCACAGUGAUCACUGGUGAUCCUUUGAACCCGCCAGUCCUGAAAGCAUCCGCUGGUUUCAACGGCGAUACUCUCAUCAAUGGAUUCGAUAGCAAGAACGGUCAGCCUGAGACGAGUUUUAUGACCCUCGUGCGCAACGUGGUGAUCGAUACCACCGCUCUCAGUGCUAGUACCAAGAUCACUGCGCUGCAGUGGGGUGUUGCUCAGGGAUCUGGCUUGACGAAUGUGAAAAUCCAAAUGCCUACCAGUUCCACUGGACAUACCGGUAUCAACAUCAGUGGUGGAUCAACGAUCGCGGUCACCGAUGUCGACAUCACGGGCGGCGCUGUCGGUAUCAAGAACUCGAACCAGCAAGUCAACUUCAAGAACAUUUACUUCAGACAAUGCACAACUGCGUUCCAGGCAUCCGGUGGCCAUACUGCGCUUUUGCAGGGCGCCACAUUCGACACUGUUGGAUAUGGAGUCGACAUGACCAGUAAUGGUCUCGGAAGCUUGGUCUUACUGGACUCCAAGUCUACCAACUCUGGCACUGUGGUGAAGUUCCACGAUUCCUCGAAUGAUGGCGGAAACCGUAACAGCCAGAUUGUUAUCCAGAAUCUGGCUCAUGACACCAACAAUGCCAUCGCUGUGGAUAGUAACAACAAUGUGAAGCUCGCUGCUACUGACAAGGUCGAUACUUGGAUUUGGGGUAACUUGACCCCGGGUCAGUACGUGUCAGGUCAGAGUCUCACAACUACCAGACCAGAUGCUUUGCUGUCCAAUGGCAAGUAUUUCACUCGUGCCCAGCCUACCUAUGCCGAAUAUGCAGCGGACCAAGUUGUCAAUGUCAAGGAUGUCAGCGGUCACACUGUCAAGGGUGACGGAUCCACUGACGAUGUUGAGUCUCUUAACGCCAUCUUGGCUGACAAUGCAGCCAACUGCAAGAUCUCCUACUUCCCAUACGGUGUCUACAUCGUCAAGGACACCCUCAAGAUCCCCGUUGGCUCUCGGAUCGCAGGUGAAGCCUGGGCAGUGAUUUCCGGCGCAGGUGACGCCUUCAAAGACGCAAAAAACCCUAAGCCCGUGGUCCAGAUCGGUCAACCAAACGACGUUGGCACUAUCGAAAUUCAAGACAUCCGCUUCAGCGUGGCGGAGAUCCUCCCAGGCGCUAUCAUUCUUGAAGUAAACGCUGCAGGCACAAACCCCGGCGAUGUCGCUCUGUGGAAUACUGCUGUCACCGUCGGUGGCACUGCCGAGACCAGCGUCAAGGAUAACUGUGAUAGCCAAGAUACAUCGCAAUGUAUGGCCGCAUUCAUGAUGAUGCACCUGACGAAGUCUUCAUCAGCCUAUAUUGAGAACUUCUGGGGCUGGACAGCCGACCACAACCUUGACGGUGGUUCUUCCAAAACGAUCAUCUCCACUGGUCGCGGAAUCUUGGUUGAAGCAACCAAGGGAACCUGGCUGACGGGCACAGGCUCCGAGCACAACUGGUUGUACAACUACAACUUCAAGUCAGCGCAGAACGUCUACGCAGGCAUGCUGCAGAGCGAAAGUCCCUACAUGCAAGGAGAUGGUGCCACGCAUCUCGCACCGGCACCAUGGACUGCUGAAGCUGAAUUCGGAGAUCCUGACUUCUCCUGGUGCGGUGGUGGUGACGGCAAGUGUCGCACUUCGCUGGCCACGAAUGUUGAUGGAGGUAAAGAUAUUUUCCUCUACAACAGCGCUGCCUGGGCAUUCUUCAAUGGGCAGUGGAACGGAGACUACGGUACUCAGUGUUCUGGAUCUUGCCAGACCAAUAUGAUGCGUGUUACCAACCAACCGGACAACUUGGUCUGGUACUCGGUCAAUACUCGGAAGACCGAUGUGAUGAUUUUGGAUGGUGAGAGUAACCCGACUGAGUACAACCAUCCUGGUGGCUGGGAAGCUAUUAUCCAGGGAUAUAGACAGUUCUCUUAG